This is a messenger RNA of Macrosiphum euphorbiae (potato aphid), 327 nucleotides long. The record is from the annotation of a GenBank genome assembly. Lineage: Eukaryota; Metazoa; Arthropoda; Insecta; Hemiptera; Aphididae.
AUGGAAUUGAUCGAGAUUCAAAAUGAUUCAAAUUUAAAAAAUAAAUUCAAUGAUGUUGGUGUUCCUGAUUUUUACAGUUUUGUGCCAACACGUUAUGUAGAAAUUCGUAGAUUUGCAAGUAAAAUUAUUUCUAUGUUUAGUAGUACUUAUCAAUGCGAGCAACUUUUUCCAUUAAUGAACAGUAAUAAAUCACCCGUAAGAUCCAGAUUAACCGACACACAUCUAAAUGCAGUAUUAAAAGUGGCUUCGUCAAAUAAUAUGUCUCCCGAAAUUGAAAAGUUGGUGGGAGAAAAGAGAUGUCAAAUAUCGUCUAAAAAAAAUUAUUAA